Manis javanica (Malayan pangolin) is the source of this 934-nucleotide messenger RNA. The record is from RefSeq and is a predicted model, not a curated record. NCBI's taxonomy places the organism in Eukaryota, Metazoa, Chordata, Mammalia, Pholidota, Manidae.
CGCCCGCGGCCUGGAGCGCCUCCCUCGCGCCCCGGGUCUGGCGAGCCGGCGCCGGCCGAGCUGCGGGAGUCGCCGAGAGCACCAGCUGCCGCCGCCCCGGAGCUGCUCCGGCCGCACCAUGCGGGAACUGGCCAUCGAGAUCGGCGUUCGAGCCCUGCUCUUCGGGGUCUUCGUUUUUACAGAGUUUUUGGACCCAUUCCAGAGAGUCAUCCAGCCAGAGGAGAUCUGGCUCUAUAAAAACCCUUUGGUGCAGUCAGACAACGUACCUACCCGCCUCAUGUUUGCAAUUUCUUUCCUCACACCCCUGGCUGUUAUUUGUGUGGUGAAAAUAAUCCGGCGAACAGACAAGACUGAAAUUAAGGAAGCCUUCUUAGACAAAUUAAGCUCGGGAGAAACAAAACAAGAUAAACUUUUCAACCCUAAAAGGCCAUGCACAGAGAGGUCUUGUAUCUUCCGUGGCAGCCCAUUGCCACUGUCCUUGGUGCUGAAUGUGAAGUCAGUAUCCGCAUGGAGAUCUGUGCUGCUCCGACGCGUGCUGGCCAGUUCUUGGCUGUAAGGCAAAGUGCAUCGGGUGUCACCACUGACUGUCCAACUCUACAUUUGUGGCUAAUGGGCCCACAUCAUGGAAGAUUCAGGAAUCAACCACAGGCUCCUUGAUGACCAGUCCUCGUGGGCUAGAGACAAAAAUGGACACAACAGAUGUACAAUGUAAUAGAAAUUGGAGAGAAAAUUCAUAACUCAUCUUUAGUUUGGGGACAUCUUGGCAGUUAAGCAAUUGUUAUUGUAUAUAGAGUGCUACAGUCUUUACCACUGAAUAGAUAAUAUGGUUAUAAAUUCUCUCCAAGCUAAGUUACAUGUGCAUGUGACAUGAGUAUGGUGUUUUUAGGAUUAAAUCUAUUUUCUUAUGUGCUUGUUAAUCCUGUGGCUGAGUAAA